Cucurbita pepo subsp. pepo (vegetable marrow) is the source of this 1771-nucleotide messenger RNA. Its product is annotated as aminomethyltransferase, mitochondrial. Gene Ontology annotation, cellular component: mitochondrion; glycine cleavage complex. The record is from RefSeq and is a predicted model, not a curated record. Gene Ontology annotation, biological process: glycine catabolic process. Lineage: Eukaryota; Viridiplantae; Streptophyta; Magnoliopsida; Cucurbitales; Cucurbitaceae. Gene Ontology annotation, molecular function: protein binding; aminomethyltransferase activity.
UGAUCGAAGAAUGGGCAGAGAGUUGUAAGAGAUUAGGGUGUAUGUGAAAUUGUGCCACCACCACCCAUUGAAGAUGGGGUGUUUUUGGCUGCUCGAUUAGGAGAGGGCACCCUACGCCACCCACUUCAUAUUUCACCGAACCGCUCAGUUUUUUUUUUUCUUUGAUUGUUGUUAUUUUGUUGCUAUGUGAUGUUAAAUAACCUACACAUAUAUAAAGGUUCAUGCCUUUUUCUCUCCUCCUGAUAUCUUGAGACUGAUCCACAACUGCUCCUUUUGGCUGUCAGAUUUGUUUCCUUGAAGAACUAAAUUUGAAGGGCCACAAGAAAACCCAUCUCUGUAAGAUAUUCUAGAGUAGCAAGAUGAGGGGAGGUCUAUGGCAACUGGGGCAAUCAAUUACUCGCCGUCUUGCCCAGUCUGAUAAGAAGGCUGUGGGACGUCGAUUCUUUUCUGGGGAGUCUGAGCUCAAAAAAACUGUUCUAUAUGAUUUUCAUGUUGCUCAUGGUGGAAAGAUGGUUCCAUUUGCUGGAUGGAGCAUGCCUAUUCAAUACAAGGACUCAAUAAUGGAUUCCACUGUGAACUGUAGGCAGAAUGGUGGACUGUUUGAUGUCUCCCAUAUGUGUGGACUGAGCCUUAAGGGGAAGGAUUCUAUCCCUUUCCUUGAAUCACUUGUUAUUGCUGAUGUUGCUGGUCUUGCUCCUGGAACUGGAACACUUACUGUCUUUACCAAUGAAAAGGGUGGCGCCAUUGAUGACUCAGUGAUCACCAAGGUCACAGAUGACCACCUAUAUUUGGUUGUCAAUGCGGGCUGCAGGGACAAGGAUUUAGCUCACAUUGAGGAGCACAUGAAGGCCUUCAAGGCCAAAGGAGGCGACGUUUCUUGGCAUAUUCAUGAUGAGAGAUCUCUUCUAGCUCUCCAGGGCCCUCUUGCUGCACCAUCUCUUCAACAAUUGACUAAGGACGACUUGAGCAAGCUUUACUUUGGUGAGUUCCGCAUAUUGGAUAUCAAUGGAGCCCAUUGCUAUCUCACCAGGACAGGGUACACAGGUGAAGAUGGAUUUGAAAUAUCAGUGCCUUCAGAGCACGCUGUGGAUCUCGCCAAAGCAAUCUUGGAGAAAUCAGAGGGGAAGGUAAGAUUGACAGGACUGGGCGCUCGAGACAGUCUUCGGCUCGAGGCUGGCUUGUGUUUAUACGGCAAUGACAUGGAACAACAUAUAACACCAGUGGAAGCAGGAUUAACAUGGGCCAUAGGGAAAAGGAGGAGAGCAGAAGGGGGUUUUCUUGGUGCUGAGGUGAUUCUGAAACAACUUGAAGAGGGCCCAGCAAUAAGGCGUGUUGGGUUCUUCUCUUCAGGCCCUCCUGCAAGGAGCCACAGUGAGAUUCAGAAUGAGGAAGGAAAAAGCAUUGGAGAAGUCACCAGUGGAGGAUUUAGCCCAUGCCUGAAGAAGAACAUCGCUAUGGGUUAUGUGAAAUCUGGAUCUCACAAGGCUGGCACCAAAGUUAAGAUCAUUAUCAGAGGAAAGGCCUACGAUGGUGCUGUCACUAAAAUGCCAUUCGUUCCUACAAAAUACUACAAGCCAACAUAGUUCAUGUCUGCCAUGCUGUCCUGUCCUGUCCUGUCCUGUAAGAUUUUUCUGAUCCGACCCUUUUCUCCUGACCAAAUUCUGUAUUUCCUGGAUGUCAGAAGAAGUAUUGGGGUAUUUAUUUUCAAACUGCGCUAAUCAGAACUUGUUGAUCAUAAAAAUGUAAUCUUGCAUUUGAGCCAUUUACAUUU